Molecule: messenger RNA, 819 nt
Organism: Sphenostylis stenocarpa
Lineage: Eukaryota; Viridiplantae; Streptophyta; Magnoliopsida; Fabales; Fabaceae
Source: the annotation of a GenBank genome assembly
AUGGACGCUACAUGGACUGUGAAAGUGACACCAGAUGUCUUGAGCUCCUCAACUGGUUUGGAAGUGACUAAACUUGCUCCCAAGAAGUGGGGUCUUUCAGAUGGUUCAAGCAUUGUUUUGGUUGCAUUUCUUGGUGGGGUGUCCUUUCUUAUAUCACAAGGAAUUGACCUCAGGCCCAACCUUGCAGUGAUAUUAGGUCUAGCCGCAGCAGAUGCUAUAUUGCUGGGCGGUACCUGUUUAGCUCAAAUCUCAAGUUACUGGCCACCAUUUAGGCGCCGAAUACUUGUUCAUGAAGCUGGACACCUACUAACAGCUUACCUGAUGGGUUGCCCAAUUCGUGGGGUGAUUUUAGACCCUAUAGUUGCAAUGCAAAUGGGCAUUCAAGGACAGGCAGGGACUCAAUUUUGGGAUGAAAAAAUUGCCAAUGACCUUGCUGAAGGCCGACUUGAUGGUACAGCUUUUGACAGGCAUCAUUCCACCACUCUAGAUCCUAGGUUCAUCGACUUUGAUGCUUCCCAUAUUUUUAGCAAUAAAUCUCUUUUUUCUUCCUUUUCCACUUCUGCUGAAGCGCUUGUUUACGGUGAGGCAGACGGUGGAGAAAAUGAUGAAAAUCUAUUUAGAGGCAUCUGUCUUCUUCUUGAUCCUCCAUUGUCAACAGCUGAGAUGUCCAACCAAGCUAGAUGGUCAGUUUUGCAAUCAUAUAAUUUGCUCAAGUGGCAUAGAGCAGCACACCGAGCUGCUGUUAAAGCAUUGGAAAGUGGUGGCAGUCUUAGUGUUGUGAUUAGGAGCAUUGAAGAGACACUGUAUUGUAAAACAUAA